AUGUUUGAGGUGGUGCUCGGGUCCGGACCCUGGAUCGAAGCGUGGCGUAAUCAGUCAGCAAGAACCCUCGAGCUGCUAGAUCUUCCCUCUUGCGAUGCGCUUUCUGUCGCAUUUCGUGAAGCGUCAACGGAUAGCUAUCAAGCAAUCCAAAGUGUCUACGUCUUUCUGUACUUGGCCUUGCGACCGAUGCUUUUGCUUUUUCAUUACGCUGCGAAAACGAUAUUUUUGUUCCUGUAUAAGCACAUAAUUGUCCAAGGUUUGUAUCGAAAUGGUCUUUCACAAGCAAGGGAAUGGUCAGUCCGAUUGUUUUACUUCCAGAGGUCUUUGACUCGAAAGCAGGUACUAGGGGAAGCUUCUUUCAUGGUGCUAUUCGUCGGUCUGUACAAACUUCGCCGACACGUGCAGGACAAGCAGUAUUACCAACGCAUACUGGUUUGGUAUGAUCGAAGAAAACUUCAAAUAGUAAAGUCUUACGAGAGCGGAGUCGAUCGAAUAGCAACUGUAUCGUUGGUGUUGGCUGCCAUGACACCGCAUAUGGUCUUCCUGACUUGUUGUGCCGGUAUCAAGUUAUUGUUUCCUUCUCUAAUUACGGUUGUGGCGUGUAAUUCGCCCCUCUCGGGCUUGCUAUCGCGCUGGAUUCCAUGGAUUGCUACCGUGACCGUCAUUCAUGACCGUUUCACGAACCCUCUGGAAAAAGACUCGGUUGGAUACACAGGCGAAGGAAAGGAGAAUUCUCGAAAAACUGAAGCAAUUUCUCCGCCUUCUUCGAGUAAGACAGCUCAGGACAAACAACGUCCUCGACAUCCUUUGACACCCAAAACAAGUGGAUUCUUCCCUCGUACACCUCCCUCAAACAAGAAGCGCCCCCGAAGCCGUCGCUCGUCCGUAGGCAGUCCGUUACAAAGAAUUCUUCGUCGCAAUUCCGAACCCCUAGACGAAGAAGAAAUCUACUGGAUCCAGUACUGGUCGGUGCAUGCUACUCUCCAGCUCAGCAAAGCAAUCGCUAGUUUUGUUCCUGUGCUUGUGAGCUUAGGGCGCUAUACAUGGAUAACAGCCGGUCUCCAGCAGCUCGAAUUGGCUUUCUAUGUAUGGAUCUACAUUUUACCAUGGAUUAUACCCGAGACCGUCGGUGGUAUGUCCCUUGCCGAAGCCCGACCCUUGCCGCUAUUAGCAAAACUCGUUGGACCAUUUUUCUCUACGACUCAUGAGCAAAUUUCGUCGGUUGUGACGACGGACUUUUGGCAAGCCCAGAUAGUCAGUCGGUUGGAGGGAAUUCUCAAGGUAUUUGUGUUUCUUCAAUUGUUGUCCAAAGACAGCGCGGGCUCUCUUGUCCUCUGUCUGCAAGAGGGUCGCAGUCUUCUGGUUCCUGGCUUGACUCUAUUCAUGCCAGGUUUCAUCACAUCCUUUGGAGUGGCGUAUGUCCAAUUUGUUCUACCUCUUUCACGCACUGCUAGGGGCUCUACCAUUCCGACAACUAGCCAACUUCAGUAUUGGGUACUUCACGUCUUGCUGUCUUCGUUGUUCUGUAACUUGGCAAGUAUAUUGUGGUGGAUCCCAUUCUCGUCUCACGCCAUCUUUGUGGCGUGGGCUUACAUCUCGAUCCCUCAAAAAACAGUAUCAUGCUACGAAAGUGUGCGAGAAGAACUUCAAUCCUUUGGAAUUUUAGAAGGUGGCGAUAAACCAAGUAUAGAGCAAACCCGUACAGCGAAAGUGGUCCGCUGGGUGAUUCAUUCUUUGCCGGCUGCAGCUGAAGUUGAUGGAGGAGGCAUAUCAUCGAUUGACAACACAGCACAGUCUGAAAGUGGCUCCGCCGACAUUUCUCUGUUGGACCGACCACACGAAGACCCUCCAACCCCUGAAAGCCCAUUUUCCGCCCGUGGUGUUUCCAGAGACGACGAGGGCUACGUAGAAGGUGAUGACUGUACUCUUGAGACCGCGCGCCAAUUUAGGAGGCGUAAUACAACCCGUCUAUGUCGAGCAAGAGACACCACAAAAAAUUCGAAGGCGGCAUAGGUCAAACCGGUCAUCAUCAAAAGAGAAUGCGCGCAGCAGAUGAUACAAGAAUUCAUCUUCGAAUGAUUAGAAUAGAAGAAACAACCAUUGCAGUGAUUUGAGUUACAGUUAUUGCGGUGUACUUGCGGAUUGUUGGCACCCAACUGCCUGAGCUAGCGCAAAUAAGUACUUUAUAAAAGAUAGUCACUACCUU
Messenger RNA from Phaeodactylum tricornutum CCAP 1055/1, 2206 nucleotides. RefSeq lists its product with no specific name. Bases 1 to 2013 code for a protein of 670 amino acids. The transcript is spliced from 2 exons. NCBI's taxonomy places the organism in Eukaryota, Bacillariophyta, Bacillariophyceae, Surirellales, Neidiaceae. The record is from RefSeq and is a predicted model, not a curated record.